GUCAAUAUAAACAAAAGAAUUUCGCAAGUGCAAAAAUAAUUAAAUUUCGAGCCAUUUCUCGUGGAAAUUAACGCGAAUUUUCGUGUUAAACGACGAAAUUUGCAUCAAUUCUUGCUGAAAAUGAUAAAAACCAAGUUCAAAUCGGAAUAGGACGUCGUAAAAUCGUGUGACAUACUUUCCAGUGUUUCCUUCACAGUAGCCAAAUCUUGCCAUUUAUUUAUUAUUUGUAAAAAAUUACACGGUAUUGCACCCGAAAGUUAAUCACGGAAAACGGUGCGAAAAUUCCCACGGAUCAUUUUUUGGGCAUAAUUUAGUUUUUUUUUUAUUAUUUGAAGACUAAAAAAUGCACAAAGCAACUUCGUCGUGUGUCGUUAAUAGAGCAGUACACAAAAUAUAAUUAUUUGCCAUUCACUUCUUCUUUCUACCUCGUCUCUCUCUAUCGCUACUCUAAUUCAUUGUUCGUACAAAUUGUGCAAGCAACACAUUGAAGUCAAAUUGAAGCAGAAUAUGUAAAAGAGAAAAGUUAAGCAAUAUUGAGUCCAGUACAAGUACAACAAAGUAGUUAAAAAAAUCGUUUUUUAUGAAUAAACUUACAUCGUCGUUGAUAGAUACUGUUUUAUGAACCAGUUUUCUUAAUUGUUGUUCGGAAUCAUGGCGAGUGCAGUUGACACACAUCUUCAUGGCGUGAAUUUCGAGUCUUUUAAUCACACAAACACGAUUUUGAAGGGUUUGAACGAUCUGAGGCUCAAAGGAUGUCUCUUCGAUAUCACAUUGAAAGUUGAGGAUAAGAGUUUUAAGGCUCACAAAGCAGUUUUAGCUGCUUGUUCGGAUUAUUUUCGCGCCAUGUUCAUCGAUUGCAUGAAAGAAGCCAACCAGAAUGAAGUUUCGCUCAGUGUCUCAUCCCAAGGCAUCGAAUUGCUCCUCGAAUACAUCUACACCUCAAAGUUACAGUUGAAUUUAGCGAACAUCCAAAAUGUUUUGGCAGCUGCUUCCUACACACAACUCGAUUCCGUGGUCGAAGCCUGUCUCAAUUACUUGCAAGAUCAACUGGAUAUCGACAACUGCAUUGACAUCCUCACCAUUUCCGAAACGUACUCCCUGAAUAGUCUCAAGGAACGCGUUUAUCGCUUCAUUUGCGGGCAUUUAUUCGAAGUUUCGCAAAUAAAUGAAUUUAUUCGACUGACAUUUGCUCAACUGAGUUACAUCCUGAGUUGUGACUACCCCGUUGAUUGUUCAGAGUCGCAAGUGUUGUCACAAGUCGUCUUGCAGUGGAUAAUUCAAACGAAUUUGCCCGUCACGGAGGAAAAUGAACAACUGAAUAAUCUCCUCAAGCAGAUCCGGUUCAAUGAAAUGCCUUUAACUGCCGUGAAACAAGCUCUGUCGCACAAUCAACUCACGCCGAAGCACGAUUUGUACAAAAUUGUCAUAACUCACGCACGUACGGAGCGGAAAAAAUUCCGUACAACCCAAUCUUUGCUCAAUAGUGCCUCUUUAGUGAACUCGAGAGGCAUGGAAAUUGCCCUCAUAAAAAUCGGGGGAUUCGAUUUGAGUGGCAUUACGAAUGAGAUUACUUAUUGUUUUCCGAAUGCCAAGACGCCUUCGGAGCAAGUAUGGCGUUAUUUGACGUCAAUUCCUCAUAUAAAGCAGUCGAACUUUGGUUGUGUCGUCCUGAACAAUCAACUUUACGUCGUCGGAGGCUGUUAUGACAUCUCCUUGGAAGAAUAUAUCCAUCCGUUUGGCUUCCGUUACUGCCCGAUCACGAAUAAAUGGCAAACAAUUUCGCCCAUGAACCAGGAUCGCUGUCGAUUUUCCUUGAAUGUCGUUGGAAGUCGCAUUUACGCGAUCGGCGGUGUUAGCGAGAGUCACGAUGACGACAUGUACGACGGCGGAGAAACGAAUUAUUCGAGUGGCGAAGUUUACAAUCCAGAAACCGACAAAUGGGAGUUCAUCACAGCUCUUCCGGAGUACCGUUCGCAACAUGCCAGCUGCGCUGUCGAUCGAUAUUUGUACAUUUCGGGCGGACUCGAUCAAUUUGGAGGCGUUUUGAGUACUUUUUGGAAGUAUAACACGACAUGCAACUAUUGGACUCAAUUACCGCCGAUGUUGACGGGAAGAGCGGAUCACGUAAUCCUGAAUAUCGGAGCAAAAUUGUACAUUUGUGGCGGAUGGUACGAAAUAAAUACGACAAGAAUUCUCGCCGGAACGAUUGAUGUCUUCAAUUACGCCACAAAUUCAUGGUCGACACUGACACGAAUCCCAACGCCCAAAUUUCACGCUGGAAUUGUUCAUUUGAAUAAUAAAAUCUACAUAAUUGGCGGUUUUUGCUCCGAUGACAUCUUUCGACAUACGGCAAGUCGCAUUGAAGUCUUCGAUAUUGACAAAAAUACGUGGAGCGUAAUGGAUAAUUAUCCGAAGAACAUUUGGGAACAUGCGUGUGCGAGCUUGUACAUUCCCAAAUGUCGCGAAGAUAUGGUAGUUAUUGACUCAUAACGCAGACACGGAUCGUUCUUAUGACAUUUGGUCACACAAAAUUGAAUUUUUUUCGUGAAUUUCCUAAUUUAUUGUACUAUAGGUAACAUUUUUUUCGGACCCGAAUGUGACCUCAGCUGUUUUUUAUACUUACUUAUUUAUACAACGUAUUUAUUUAACAUGUUAGAGAGAUAAAUAA
Molecule: messenger RNA, 2668 nt
Organism: Culicoides brevitarsis
Lineage: Eukaryota; Metazoa; Arthropoda; Insecta; Diptera; Ceratopogonidae
Product: kelch-like protein 12
Exons: 3
Coding region: 652-2490 (612 amino acids)
Molecular function (GO): protein binding
Source: RefSeq, a predicted model, not a curated record